Molecule: messenger RNA, 1976 nt
Organism: Condylostylus longicornis
Lineage: Eukaryota; Metazoa; Arthropoda; Insecta; Diptera; Dolichopodidae
Gene: Ccz1
Product: vacuolar fusion protein CCZ1 homolog
Exons: 7
Coding region: 477-1877 (466 amino acids)
Biological process (GO): vesicle-mediated transport
Cellular component (GO): Mon1-Ccz1 complex; intracellular membrane-bounded organelle
Source: RefSeq, a predicted model, not a curated record
AUGGCUAAAUAGUAGAGCAAUAUUACUAUAGUAGUCAAUCUACAAUAUACAAUCUACUAUAUAAAUACAAGCAAUAUGUAAUGCUUACCAAAUUUGCCUGUUUGUCAUUUAGCAAUACGGGGAACAAUAUGAUUCUAUGCGUGAUGUUUGUACAUAUAUAUUAUAUUAACUGACUUAAAAGUAGAAAUUAUUUGUUGAACGCUGGAGAGGAAUUUGUUUUCUGAAAAUUUUCAAUUUAAAGCAGAGAUUAAUUAUAGAUAAUUAUUAAUUUGUAUUAUUUAAAGUUAUAGCUAGUAUAUAUUUUUCCACUGAUCUUUAGUUUUUAAAUUUAUUAAAAGUUAAUAAACUGAUAAUAAUAUCAAUUAUUAGUCGAGUUAUUUCUAAUUCAAUAAUAAAAUUGAAUAUAAAUUCAGAGUUAUGUUUGAUUACCCAUUGACAAAAAAUUAGAUGCAAUUUAAAUACAUUUUUAUUUAAAAAUGGCUACAAGAAAAUGCGAUUUAUCUUUGAAAAAUUUUUAUAUCUUCAAUUCAUUAAUUUCGCAUAAGGAGGGUGAAGAAAACAAAAAAGUAUUGUUUUAUUACCCAGCAACAGAUGAUGAAAUUAAGAUUAGAGAUAUUGGCUUAACUGAAGCCAUUAUCAAAUUUACUGGAACAUUCAAUGCGGAAAGCAAAGCUUUGCACACACAGAAGACAACUCAACUCUUUUUUCAACCUGAAAAUGACUUUUGGAUGGUUUUGACUUUAAAUGUUCCAUACGAAGUCAGAACUAAAGAAGGUGCAGAAAUAACGGAUCACAGGGGUAAAGAUGUCACAGACAAAGUUUUUAGAGCAGUAUUACGUCAGAGUUAUUUGAUGUUUAAAUUAUUUGCUGGAACUUUUGCAAUGAAUUUUGUUGGAGAAACGGAAGACGAAAAGGCUGAUACUUUAAGAAAGAAGUUGGAUUUAUUCUAUUCAAAAUAUUUAUUAACCCUAAAGCUUCCAUCUUGUGAUAUAAUUGAUGUAGUAAGAAGCAUACAGUAUUUACCAGUAAAAAAAAAUUUAUUUCUUAGAAUACAUAAUUUUAUAAAUAUGAUGCAAGCUACUUUCCCCACAAUUGAACAUUGUGUGUUUUUAUAUAACGAUCAACUAAUUUGGAGUGGUAUAAAUUCAUCAGAUCUGUAUUCAGUUCAUGAAUAUUUAGUUGGGAGCUUAUUUCCAAAAGCAUUUGAAUCCGAAAUACAGGGUGGUCCAAUUAGAAGAAGUUACUCAAUAGAUUGUGGUCAUUAUGGCACUUUCUUAACAGGUCCGGAAAAUUUUGAUGAUUCCAUCAAAGCGCCAAAAAUAUACAUAACUCAAAAUGAAGAGUUGAAGUGCUUUUAUUUGAUAGUUUACAGAGCUCUAAAUGGAACGCUAUGCAUUUUGAUUGACGGCAAGUCUUUAAUUAAUGAUGAAUUUUAUUUGGAAUUGCACUCUUAUAUGGGACCUCAACUAUCGAGUAUAGCAUCAGAAAUCGGCGAAACUUUUUCAAAAGGAUCAAAUUCAAUAUCGAACAAAGAUUUAAAUGAAGAAGAUGCAGGUCCAAAGUAUCUUUUUAUAAAUGAGUUGAAUUUGCGUCAUAAAGGUUCAUUCAAUUUUAAUCAAAAAAAUAGAGGAAUGACAACGAUUCCGAGAAACGUAAUGAGUUUAAUCGCUGAUUUAUAUAACGAAAAUGAGUUUGAGUCAAACGGCAAAUUUGAAGAAAUAUGUUUCAAAUCUAUAAGCGACUAUUGGAUUGUAAAAAAAACAUCUAAUUGGAGACAAUUCUAUGUAAUUAUUCAUAACAAUAAGGCUACAUUACUAGACAUUACCAAUGAAGCAAAAAAACUUUUCGAGCAACAUACAAGCGAUUUUUUCUUCUGAAAAGUAUAUGAUUUAAUAUGAUUUGUAAAAAGUUGCAAACCCUAUUUUAAAAAAUAACUUCAUUUUUAUUUUAAAUAAAAUUAAAUAUUUAUUUAUGUA